Messenger RNA from Fragaria vesca subsp. vesca, 1724 nucleotides. RefSeq lists its product as uncharacterized. The record is from RefSeq and is a predicted model, not a curated record. The transcript has 10 exons. Gene Ontology annotation, biological process: protein transport. NCBI's taxonomy places the organism in Eukaryota, Viridiplantae, Streptophyta, Magnoliopsida, Rosales, Rosaceae. The coding region runs from base 73 to 1524 and encodes 483 amino acids.
AGGCGACCGUUAGGAUUACUCCCAAACAAAACCCCAACACUCUCACUCAGCUUCAGCUUUUGUCUCUAGACCAUGACUGUCGCCACCGCAGCCUCAGCCCAAACCAAGAAGAUCAUGAAGCUCGGCCUCUCUCUUUUUCGGCGGGGCUUCAACUCCUCCAAAUGCAAAACGGCGGCGAAGAUGGCGGUGGCGAGAAUAAAGCUGCUGAGGAACAAGAGGCAGGUGGUGGUGAAGCAGAUGAGGCGUGACAUUGCUUCUCUGCUUCAGAAAGGUGAAGACGCCACUGCUCGUAUCCGGGUUGAACAUGUGAUUAGAGAACAGAAUGUUUUGUCUGCCAAUGAGUUCAUUGAGCUGUUCUGUGAGUUGAUCGUGUCUAGACUUCAAAUCAUUGCAAAGCAAAGGGAGUGUCCGGCUGACCUCAAAGAAGGAAUUGCUAGCUUAAUCUUUGCAACACCAAGGUGCUCUGAGAUUCCAGAACUGGUGGCACUAAGGAAUGUCUUUGAGAAGAAAUAUGGAAGAGAUUUUGUAGCUGCUGCUACUGAUUUGCGACCUGACUGUGGUGUGAAUCGCAUUCUCAUUGACAAGCUCUCUGUUAGAACCCCUACGGGUGAAGUGAAGUUGAAAAUAAUGAAGGAAAUAGCAAAGGAAUACCAGGUUGAUUGGGAUACAGCAGAAUGUGAACAAGAACUACUCAAACCUCCAGAAGAGACUAUAGAUGGACCUCGCAAUUUUGUUAGUGCUACCAGCUUGCCUCUGACAACUCAAUCUUUUGAGUCUAAUAAGUCAGAAACCAGGCUUUCUUCCAGUUCGUUGCGCAGAACAAGUGCUGGUGGAGAGAGGGAAACCAGUUCUAUGCGUAGAAUGAGUGGAGGGGGAGAAAGGGAAACUAGUUCCUUUCACAGAACAAGUGGUGGUGGAGAUAGAGAAACCAGCUCUUUUCAAAGAACAAGUAGUGGUGGAGAAAGGGGAUAUUUGCAAUUUGCAGACUCGGCAUCAGCUGCUGCAGCAGCUGCAAAAUCUGCCAGCGAUGCAAUGGCUGCUGCACAAGUGGCUGCAUUUUUGGCCAACAAAGACUCCAAUCGGGCAUCUGCUAAUGAGUUUAAAACCCUUUCGGGCAAUUCCACUGGCCAACAAGAACAAGAUAGUCCAGCUGUUGACUCUUAUGAUAUGGAUCAUCAAUAUGAAGCUGAGAGAAAAACACACUGGACUGAGAGUUUGGACAGGCCAAAUUCUUCAAACAAUAAUGUUAGCCAUGGAGGAGAGGCAAAUAAUUUUCUCUAUAGAAGAUACAGCUACAACGCACCAUCAGAAAAUUCAGGUAUCAAGUUUGAUGAAUCAGACACUGAUGAAGAGAUUGAAAUGGAGGCACCUCCAAGUGGCAAUUAUCACGCUCCCAAGCGUACUCCACCAUCAGUACCUUCGGCAACUGUUAGGCAGGAGUCACUCCAUCGUGUUCAUCCCAAAUUGCCCGACUACGAUACACUUGCUGCUCGCUUUGAUGCCCUUAAGCAUCAUCGCAAAUAAGCCUAAAUUUUAAGAUUUGCUUGUGCAUCACUUUUUGGUUGCUUGUAAAAUUCAUAUAUACUUGCUGGAUGCGUAUCACGAACACAAUGUUGCUUAAGCACCAGUUUUAGCUAUCUUGUAUAACUCGUAUGUUACAUGUUGGAUGCUUGUCGUUCUAUCAUGUUGAUACUGAAUAAUACAAAUUACAGAUUUUGCUACGC